AUGGUGUUCAGGAAUGUUUUGCCCAUCCUGGCAAUAUCUAAAUUAUUGGCUAUUUCUAUGGGUGUGCGAUAUCUUAAAGCCAAUGGUAAAGGUUUGAGCAGAAAUAUUGAUGAUACUUCCACAAUUGUUAAAUGGCAUCCGUCAGAUAGGAGUUUUGUUAAGUUAAAUUUUGAUGGUUCUGUGGCUGGGGACAAGGUGGCGGCGGCAUUUGUCUUGAGGAAUCAUAAUGGGCAGAUUAUUGGAGGUGAAGCUUUAAAUCUGGAUGGUGCCACUAUUUCUGAAGUGAAGGCUAAGGCUCUCAGAGAGGGCCUUCUUUUUGCUCAGAGGAAGGGCUAUAAAAAGAUUAUGGUUAAAGGUGACUCUAAAUUGGUCAUUCAGUCAGUGUUGGACCAGGGUGCGACACCAUGGAAUCUAGUUCCGAUUAUUGAAGAUGUCAAGUGGAUGGCGACCAAUUAUGAUUGCAUUCACUAG
Messenger RNA from Pyrus x bretschneideri (Chinese white pear), 471 nucleotides. RefSeq lists its product as uncharacterized. NCBI's taxonomy places the organism in Eukaryota, Viridiplantae, Streptophyta, Magnoliopsida, Rosales, Rosaceae. The record is from RefSeq and is a predicted model, not a curated record. Bases 1 to 471 code for a protein of 156 amino acids. The transcript has a single exon. Gene Ontology annotation, molecular function: nucleic acid binding; RNA-DNA hybrid ribonuclease activity.